This is a messenger RNA of Drosophila subpulchrella, 680 nucleotides long. RefSeq lists its product as uncharacterized. The transcript is spliced from 2 exons. Lineage: Eukaryota; Metazoa; Arthropoda; Insecta; Diptera; Drosophilidae. The coding region runs from base 76 to 555 and encodes 159 amino acids. The record is from RefSeq and is a predicted model, not a curated record.
CAAUCGAUCGCCUAUCGAGGCGCCCCCUUCCCUGGCCCAUGGUGAUUUUGCAACUUUCUAGCCUGAUCAUCGCGCAUGAGUCGCUGGAAGGUGCUAUUGACGCCAUCGCCGACUGCGCCCCAGGCUUCAGACUCCACGCUGUCUUGGCGUUCUCCUCCUCCACAAGGCACAACUGGCCAGCACAGCUGGCGCACAUCCUCACCGCCGGUCAUUAGGGAUUACAUGAUCGUAUCGAUGGCCUCGUUUUCCAAUCGCAGAGUGAACAUCUCAGGGGACACCGACAUACCCCACACCUUGCUCCGAUUGCCCUCCAGCUGCUGUUCCAGUGGCGAUUCCGGCUGCGGUUCUACCAAUUUUGACACCGUCUGCAGGAUGAACCGAUUGCUGAACAUCGUGUUGCCCAAUGCUCCAGCCGUUCCACCUCCUCGGCGUCAUCGUGAGUGGGCGGGGCGUGGUCGAGGCGCUGCUGGCGCUGGCAGAGGCUUGUGGCAGAGACGUCGCUUACCUCGUGGAUCGCAAUUUCCGCGGGGCACAUCGACCGGCAGUGGGCGAUAAUCAAGUUUUUAUUUCCUUCGGCCUCCCCUUCUUCCUACGGAUCUACGGAUCUACGGUACAGCUCUCUGAUCUGUGCCGUCUUCCCCCUUCCCUGGCAGACUGUUGAUGCGUGUUUUUCUUCCCUC